UUCUCUCAUCCUCUAACGCUUUCAUUUUCACCCAGGGGAGACGCAGCUGUUUUCUGUGUAGUGUUUUAAAUAAAGUUUUUUUUUUUGUUAUUAUUUUUAACCAAAUGUUCCAAGUUCCAGGUUUUCUUCAAAUUUGUCACCAUCUUACUGACCAGUAUCUGCCGUAUCCACAAACUUUCUGCCUCGUCAGGACAUUUUCAAUAAUCAAAAACCUCCGCCGACACGACAGUAAUCGUCCACAAUGUGUUCGUCGUUAAACAUCCAAUAACCUCCAGUGCUCCUGACAGGAAGUACACUGCCCCGCAGACUGCGGGUUUGGGAAUAUCGAUUGUUCGGAAGACCGAGGCGGGUUAGAGGAGAUCAGGGUAUCUUUAUUUUCUUGUCUCCCUGAUCUGACAUGGAAAUCAAAUACAACCUAAAGAGUCCAGCUGUGAAGCGGUUGAUGAAGGAGGCAGCUGAGCUCAGGGAUCCAACAGAACACUAUCACGCACAGCCCUUGGAGGAUAACCUUUUCGAGUGGCACUUCACAGUCCGUGGCCCUCCUGAUUCAGAUUUUGACGGCGGUGUCUAUCAUGGCAGAGUUGUGCUUCCUCCUGACUAUCCGAUGAAACCCCCCAGCAUUAUACUGCUCACACCAAAUGGGAGAUUUGAAGCUGGUAAGAAGAUCUGUUUAAGCAUCUCUGGACAUCACCCUGAGACGUGGCAGCCCUCCUGGAGCAUAAGAACUGCACUAAUAGCUAUAAUCGGAUUCAUGCCCACAAAAGGAGAGGGUGCAAUAGGGUCUCUUGAUUACACUCCCGAAGAACGGAAAGCCCUCGCCAAAAAGUCCCAGGACUUCUGCUGUGCGGCGUGUGGUGGCAGCAUGAAGUCUGCUCUGCUGCCUGUAACCUCCAACAGCAACCCAACCAACAAUGACAGGGAGGCCAAAGAGCUUGCAAGACAGAUCAGCUUCAAGGCGGAAUCCAGUUCAUCCAGUACAGCAGCCCGGAAGCAGGUACUGGUCAGCCCAGUGAGCUCAGAGCCGUCCGGAGAGCAGGCGUCUGAAUCCGCAACCCAGACAGAAACUCCCGAGUCCCCUGAAGCGGCUGACUCCCAAACCAGUCUCCAGAGCACUCCAAGGGAAGAGGCUCCCCAGCCCGGCCCUCUGAACAGACCUCUGAGCCCUCGGCAACGUCGUGCACAGCAGCCUAGGAGGCCUGCCUCCCCCACCUACCCGCAGCUCCAGCUCCAGCCUGAGGGCUCCAGCCACGUGGGGUUGGCUGUUCUCAUAGUGGUUCUGACUUUAGCACUUGCUGCCCUCAUCUUCCGAAGGAUCUACCUGGCCAGCGAGUACAAGUUUGACUACGAACUGUAACACUCUUCUUGCUUCAUCUGACCACAUACUGGAGACAUCAGCCAGCCUGUAAUCCUGUAAACUACUGUAUAGUAUCAAAGUCAGUUUACAAAGGCUGUUCUUUUUAGCUUGAUUUUUAAAUGUUAUUUUAUAAAUACAUGUUAAAAAUGGUUUAACCCCAAAAAGAGGACAAUUUUGUGUUUUGCUGCACUUUAAUGCUCAUAGUAUACAACCAGUUCUUUAAACAAAGAAUGGCAGAACAGCUUAAACCGUGCAGUCCCUAAUGAUGGCAAAUCUAUAUUAACAAUGUAAACCGAGUGCUUGCUAACAAAUGUCAGAAUAUUUAUUAUAAUAUAUCCUGGUAUAUAUGAUAUGAUAUCGGUUAAAAAAAGAUGUAAAUGUUUUAAGUUGCUUUUCUAUUUUCUGUAUCUUUAUCUAGAUAUAUUCAACCACCUCAAUGCUGUAUAAUGUCUUGCUCACAGUCUACAGUACAAAAAAAGCUUUACAGUGUUUACAGUUACUUGAACCAAACCACUAUUAAAAAAAUUGAGUUGAAAAAUCA
This is a messenger RNA of Acipenser ruthenus (sterlet), 1895 nucleotides long. RefSeq names its product ubiquitin-conjugating enzyme E2 J1. The transcript is spliced from 8 exons. Lineage: Eukaryota; Metazoa; Chordata; Actinopteri; Acipenseriformes; Acipenseridae. The record is from RefSeq and is a predicted model, not a curated record. The coding region runs from base 398 to 1354 and encodes 318 amino acids.